AUGCAAAUCAAAGCAAUUGUAGCGUUGUUUCUCGGCAGCGCUUGCGCAGCGAAAAAUGACGCCAAAUAUCCGCCCUUCUACGGCACAGGAUGGGGCGGGCCGGUGCGCUUCGCGGACAACUACAACAUAUCUAGCAACACCACGGGCUUCACCAUGGUCGAGGCUACGCUCGUAAUGCCGCAUCUAUCGAUUCCCAAGAAGCCACAUGAGAAAGCCACGCAGUACACUGCUUCUUACUGGAUUGGGCUCGAUGGGUAUUUUUCGUCCGAAAUCGUCCGUGGACUCUGGCAAGCUGGCGUCAUAAUGUCGGUGUGGCCCAACGGGACGACGGAGUACACGGGAUUUCAUGAAUGGAUUCCUGAUGACCCUAUAUCCAUCAACUUCGCCGACCUCGCUAUCUCAGAGGGCGAUCAUGUCCAUGUGGUUAUGAAGACAACCAACAACGGAUAUCACGGCAGCACGUCGCUCACUAACUUAAACACCAGCCAAACAUACCUACACAGCCAAGACGCCCCAACAGCUUGGCGCGGCCCUACUUUCCCAUCCCAGGGAGCGUCUGCAGAAUGGAUCAUCGAGGCAGGAACGUAUCUGAACGGACCGCAGUACAUUCUCCCCGAUUGGGGAACUGCUACAUUCUUCAAUGCCCGAGCUUGCACUAAAAAAGGUAAAUGUGCCCUUCCCGGGGGCAAUAAGGACCAAGGGAGUAUGACGGCUGUGUUUUGGAAUGACACGAAGACACUAUACACGCGAUCCUGCGUCGAGAAGGACCGUGUAUCAAUUGAAUACAUCGAGGAGCACUUUACUCCAAAGGUGUAG
Molecule: messenger RNA, 816 nt
Organism: Ilyonectria robusta
Lineage: Eukaryota; Fungi; Ascomycota; Sordariomycetes; Hypocreales; Nectriaceae
Product: peptidase G1
Exons: 3
Coding region: 1-816 (271 amino acids)
Biological process (GO): proteolysis
Molecular function (GO): glutamic-type endopeptidase activity
Source: RefSeq, a predicted model, not a curated record